GGAAUGUGGUGGAGGUGCCAGCUGAUAUGAGGGCCAAAGACGUGUGUCAGUUCCUGGUCUAUAGGAGCCACUGUCUGGACGACAACAACUGGAGCCUGGUGGAGCAUCACCCACUACUGGGCCUCGGACAUUUCUCUGCCAGACGCCAGGACAGAGUGGCGCAGAUAUACAGACACCUUGAGCUCCAUGUUAGCCAGCACUGAAACAAGAGCGUUGUCUUGAGGACCAUGAGUUGGUGGUUCAGGUUCAAGCCUCUAUGCCCAGUGACAGUAAAUUCCUCUUCAGGAAGAACUAUGACAAGUAUGAGUUCUUCAGGAAUCCCUUGAACUUCUUCCCGGAGCAGAUGGUGGCGUGGUGUCAGGAAUCUAACGGCUCCAUCCCCCACUCACAGCUCUUACAGAACUUCCUAAACUCCAGCAGCUGUCCGGAGGUGCAUGGGUUCCUCUAUCUGAAGGCAUCAGGGAGGAAAUCCUGGAAGAGACUCUCCAUGUUCCUCAGACGCUCUGGACUUUACUACUCCACUAAAGGAUCCUCCAAGGAGCCCAGACACCUCCAGUUGUUGUCAGACCUGGAGGACAGUAGUGUGUUCACAGUGACAACAGGGAGGAAGCUGCACAACGCCCCCACAGACUACACGUUCUGUAUCAAGCCCAGUAAGGUGAGGAGUGAGUGCAAGGAGCUGAGGAUGCUGUGUGCUGAAGAUGAACAGAGCAGAACCUGCUGGAUGACUGCCUUUAGACUCUUAAAGUAUGGGAUAUUACUGGAUCCGAACUACAAGAGUCCCCAGCAAAGGAUGUCUCCGGUCCCACAUUUCUCUACUCCUGUGCGGAGUGUGUCUGAGAACUCUCUGGUGGCCAUGGACUUCUCUGGCAGGACGGGACGCGUCAUAGAGAACCCUCUGGAAGCAGUGAGCGCCGCUGUGGAGGAGGGACAGACAUGGAGGAAACGGGGUCAGCGUAUGAAGGCUCUGGGCAUCCCCAGCCCCCUCCAGCCCUCUUCUCUCAGCUCAGUGAUCCACAGAACACAGCUAUGGUUCCGUGCUCGCAUCAGGAGAGAAGAGUCCCACAAGAUGAUCAUGCAACAAGGACAAGUAGACGGGUUGUUCCUGCUGAGAGACUGUCAGAGUAACCCCAAGGCGUUUGUCCUGACCCUGUGCCACCACCAGAAGAUCAGACACUUCCAGAUCCUACCGUGUGAGGAGGAAGGUCAGAUGUCCUUCAGUCUGGACGACGGCUCCACCAAGUUCACAGACCUGAUCCACCUUGUGGAGUUCUACCAGCUCAACAGAGGGGUGCUGCCUUGCAAACUCAAACACCCCUGCACUGCUGUGGCCUUGUGACCCUUCACCCCUGACCUCUGACCCCUGAAUCAUGAUCUCUGCCCCCUGGUCUCACUACACCACCCCCUGUCUGCAGUUAAAUUCUCUACCCCUCGUUCUCUCGUUCGUCAUGGAUUUAAAGGGAAGGAAUGAAGGAAGCUUUUAAAAAUGAGUGGGAGUAAGCAUGUCCACAUUUUAGAGAGAGGGGUGGGGAAUUCAAACCUUGCCAAACACAAGGACAGACAGACAAACAUAUGUGGUGAACUAUCGUGUUCUAUGGAUAUCUAUGGAUCCAACCAAGCCCGUUUCCUUCUCCUUCAUCCACCUCAGAUAGACAGACAGACAGGGGGCUGGGCUCCCCUCACUUCCUUAAUGAUCAUCAGGGAUAGACAUGGAUCGAAUCGAUCACAACAAUCGACAAUAUCUCAAAUCAAUAUGUGCAGUACAGUCUUUAUAAGCUGAUCACCUGACGCUUCGUGCUACCUGGGGAGCUGAUGUUGCCUGGGAGGCAUCCUACUCUUCCUCUGCUAUACUUACUGGACCAACCAUGCAACUAACUCACAGAGACUUUAUACAGGGCCCUAAGAGGAGAAAAAGAAAACUACAAAAAGAAAACUCCUUUCAAACAAACGGCCAAGACGUUUGUUUGAAAGGGCAGAUGAAUGUUUGAGUUGGGGACUUCCCUGUCAGAGCUGAUGACAUUGUAUUACUGUUGUAGAACUAUUUGCACUUCUGAACAGACAGCCGACAGUUCUCUUCUGAGCUGGAUGAAGCUGAACGCUCCUUCUCAACCUCCUCUUCCUCCUUUCUUUCUUCUCCUCUUGUCCUUCUCCUCUUUCUACUCCCAGCCUACUGAUUGGAUUAGCAUUGCGUUGGACAGGACUGAGAGGCGUGGCUAUUGGGAAAGGUGGAGUCUUUCAGGCUAUGUUCCAAUGUCCACACUAAUAUUGCACUUAGAACAUGUCCAAUACCUUGUUACACUCUUAGUAGUGUGCUAGUGUAACAGUAUAACUUUAGACCGUCCCCUCGCCCAUACACAGGCGCGAACCAGGGACCCUCUGCACACAUCAACAACAGUCACCCUCGAAGCAUCGUUACCCAUCGCUCCACAAAAGCCGCAGCCAUUGCAGAGCAAGGGGAACCACUACUUCAAGGUCUCAGAGCAAGUGACGUCACCGAUUGAAACGCUAUUUAGCGCGCACCGCUAACUAAGCUAGCCGUUUCACAUCCGUUACACUAGUACUGUAUGUGGGUAUUGGAACAGAACCUCAUCACAGCCAGACUGUAUUUUAUUAAUGUCAAUCAGUGUUCUCCAAGUUAGUUGUACGCUUCUCACUGCACAGUUAGCGUGAUGCUGUGUUUAAAUACUAUUUGAAAUCAUUUCUAAUAUACUAUAUGUGCUUGAUUGGGCUUGCCUUGCUUAAUAGACCAAUAGAACUGUCUCAAAACUGCAAACCCUAUCCAUCUGGCUAGAGCAAACACCCAAAGCAUUUGAAAGAUUUCAAAUAGUACUUUUAACACAGGUCAGACCAAUAGGUGUGAGAGGGCAUUAAUUCUCAGAACACAGGAAACCAUUUAAACCACCCCCCAACAUGUAUUGUAUUUAUCUUGAUUUAAAAUAAUGACUUGAGAUGUAGGCUUGGUGGGCAGUGCAGCAGCCCACAGUCUCCUCACCUUAAAGUGGGCAUUGUGAGCUGUGUGUGUGUAUGAAAUCAUGCUAUUAUAAUUUACAUAAUACAUUUAAGAUAGAUGUUCCAAACCCUGGAAACAAGGGUCCAGUAAGAAUGUUUCUGUGAGUAUUGGGACCCGUCCUGUCUAGUUCUGUCUUAUCCUGUCCCGUUCUAUCUUAUCCUGUCCCGUUCUGUCUUAUCCUGUCCCGUUCUGUCUUAUCCUGUCUAGUUCUGUCUUAUCCUGUCCCGUUCUGUCUUAUCCUGUCUUAUCCUGUCCCGUUCUGUCUUAUCCUGUCUAGUUCUGUCUUAUCCUGUCCCGUUCUGUCUUAUCCUGUCCCGUUCUGUCUUAUCCUGUCUAGUUCUGUCUUAUCCUGUCCCGUUCUGUCUUAUCCUGUCUAGUUCUGUCUUAUCCUGUCCCGUUCUGUCUUAUCCUGUCUUAUCCUGUCCCGUUCUGUCUUAUCCUGUCUAGUUCUGUCUUAUCCUGUCCCGUUCUGUCUUAUCCUGUCCCGUUCUGUCUUAUCCUGUCCCGUUCUGUCUUAUCCUGUCUAGUUCUGUCUUAUCCUGUCCCGUUCUGUCUUAUCCUGUCUAGUUCUGUCUUAUCCUGUCCCGUUCUGUCUUAUCCUGUCCCGUUCUGUCUUAUCCUGUCUAGUUCUGUCUUGUUCUGUCUUAUCCUGUCUAGUUCUGUCUUAUCCUGUCCCGUUCUGUCUUAUCCUGUCCCGUUCUGUCUUAUCCUGUCCCGUUCUGUCUUAUCCUGUCCCGUUCUGUCUUAUCCUGUCUAGUUCUGUCUUAUCCUGUCCCGUUCUGUCUUAUCCUGUCCCGUUCUGUCUUAUCCUGUCCCGUUCUGUCUUAUCCUGUCUAGUUCUGUCUUAUCCUGUCCCGUUCUGUCUUAUCCUGUCCCGUUCUGUCUCAUCCUGUCCCGUUCUGUCUUAUCCUGUCCCGUUCUGUCUCAUCCUGUCCCGUUCUGUCUUAUCCUGUCCCGUUCUGUCUUAUCCUGUCCCGUUCUGUCCUAUCCUGUCCCGUUCUGUCUUAUCCUGUCCCGUUCUGUCUUAUCCUGUCCCGUUCUGUCUUAUCCUGUCUAGUUCUGUCUUAUCCUGUCCCGUUCUGUCUUAUCCUGUCCCGUUCUGUCUUAUCCUGUCCAGUUCAGUCUUAUCCUGUCUAGUCCCAUCCCGGCCCAGACCGUCCAGUCCUGUCCUUCUCAGUUGCCCUAGCGUGAGACAGCAGAGAUGUUGGCCUAGCAAAAAAUCAUCAAGGAAGAAUGGGAGAAAAUCCCCAAAUCCAGAUCUGCAAAGCUGAUGCAGACAUACUCUUGACUUCUCAAAGCUGUAAUCUCUGCCAAUGGUUCUUCUACAAGUAUUCACACCCUUGAGUCAAUAUUUUAUGUAAAUCAGAUAAUUCUGUAUUUCAUUUUAAAUUAGCAACAAAUUCUAAAAACAUGUUUUCACUUUGUAAUUAUGGGUUAUUGUGUGUAGAUGGGUGAGAUAAUAUAUUUAAUCCAUUUUGAAUUCAGUCUGUAAUACAACAAUAUGUGGAAUUAGUCAAGGGGUGUGAAUACUUUCUGAAGGCACUGUAUACAGUAGGUCUCUUGCUUUCUGAAUCUUUGCCUCUUAAUCACUGUGUUAUAAUGCAAUCCUUCACAGAAGGCCAAUCAUAUGUGUAUAAUAUAAAGACAGUAUUGAAUAUCUAUUAGACAG
Molecule: messenger RNA, 4679 nt
Organism: Oncorhynchus keta (chum salmon)
Lineage: Eukaryota; Metazoa; Chordata; Actinopteri; Salmoniformes; Salmonidae
Product: growth factor receptor-bound protein 10-like
Exons: 13
Coding region: 257-1339 (360 amino acids)
Biological process (GO): negative regulation of insulin receptor signaling pathway; insulin receptor signaling pathway; negative regulation of Wnt signaling pathway
Molecular function (GO): insulin receptor binding
Source: RefSeq, a predicted model, not a curated record